Messenger RNA from Homarus americanus (American lobster), 2603 nucleotides. Its product is annotated as trafficking protein particle complex subunit 2-like protein. Lineage: Eukaryota; Metazoa; Arthropoda; Malacostraca; Decapoda; Nephropidae. The record is from RefSeq and is a predicted model, not a curated record. Gene Ontology annotation, cellular component: cytoplasm; nucleus; TRAPP complex. The coding region runs from base 114 to 530 and encodes 138 amino acids. The transcript is spliced from 5 exons. Gene Ontology annotation, biological process: endoplasmic reticulum to Golgi vesicle-mediated transport.
AUAAUUUCACAAGUCCGUCAAAUAUUAAAUAUGAUAUGAGAUGGAACGAUUUGAGACACAUUUUUUGUCACAAGUAUCGGUGAAUAAGCGACCUUUUGGGAUCAACAAUAACAAUGGCUGUGUGUGUAGCUGUCAUAGGGAAAGAGAAUAGCCCACUUUAUGUUUGGGUUGGCAGUGGGCGUGAGGAGCUUCAUCUCCACUAUCUAGCACACACUGCACUCGAUGUUAUACAGGAGAAGGUUGCUGCGGUUAACAAGACUCCAGGUGACACAAGAGAACUCUACCUAGGGCUUCUUUAUGCAUCAGAAGAGUAUAAAGUCUUUGGAUACACAACCAACACAAGGAUUAAGUUUGUGAUCAUCACAGAUGCAGCCAAUACUACUCUCAGAGACAAUGAAAUUAGAAUGAUGUUUAGGCGUCUGCACAACAUGUAUACAAAUGUUGUGUGCAAUCCUUUCUAUAUCCCUGGAGAGCAGAUGGCAUCAAAGGAAUUUGACAGGGGAGUGGGAGCUCUGGUUGCUGGAAAUUAGAAAAUGUCUCUAUACUGUACUGUACUAAGUUAUAUUUUCAAGGAAUACCCAUAUACAGUACUGAAUUCAACAGAAGCAGUGGUGUGUGUGUGUGUUGUGUGUGUGUGUGAAUGACCAGAACCAUUGGUGUCUUGUGGUUUAGGGGGGUGGACAUGCUGAUGAUAAUUAUGUAAUUCUGGGUUGUAUGAAGUAACAAGGAAAACAGCAGAUGGAAAUAUUGAGACAUUCUUGUCGAGGAUCACCACUGUCGAGGACAUGUUAUAGCGGUUAAAGACAAAGAAAGGAGAGGAAAUCUGAUUUUGCUUUGAUUCCAACCAUCCUGCAACAUAUCGAGAGGAAGUUUGGAAAAAAAUAGAUAAAAAUCAGUUUGUAUAGUGUAUACAGUACAGUACCGUACAGUAUUGUGCGGCUGACUGGAGAUGUUGGCACUGAAUAUCCUGGAUUAUGAUUCUCAUUUAUUUCACAUACCUUAGUACAUGUACAUAGUGUAUAGAAGAAGGUAUGUGUUAAAAUAUGCAUAUUUGUCAUUGCUGUUUAUCUAUAAUCGGUUAUAUUUACUUUUCUUGCUCUUUUGUGUGGGAAGGGUCAGGGGGUGCAGAAUCCACAAAGAAAUGGGGGAAAUUUUAGGGGAGAGUGAAGCAAGAUUUGUAUAGAAAACAUCAGAAACAGGUUAAGUAAAAGUCCACACAUGCUUGUUCAUAUCUUCAUCUUUUAUAGUGUAAAGAGUAGACACCGUGAAUCUUUACUUUGAAAUACUGUAUACAGUAUAACUUAAGUACAGUAUUGGACAUUGACAUGGUAUUUGACCUAUUACAUGCAGAAGGAUGCCUAAUGAUAAACAGUAAGAUUAGACAGUCAGUGCCAUAUUAAUGUAUUUACAGUACUCUUGUACACUUCAUGGUGAAUUUUAUUGAUAAUGUUGUAAAAUAUCAUAAGUAAAGAAUUGGAAGAUGUGGCAUUUCUCAUAUAUUUGGUAUUGGUUAUUAUACAGUAUUAUAUUAUUUAGGAGAGAUGAUCUUUGAUGGUGUAUGAUAAAGGAGUCGCUUAUUGGUUUUAGCGUACAGUACAUCUAUACCAAUCUCUUAUCAUAUGGCUCCUCUGAAAUACAAUAAUCUUGUAUGCAGGUAUAGUGGUAGUAAAGGUGUUAAAUGUGUUAAAUGAAGUUAUGACAGGAUGCAGCAAAAAAAAUGUUAUUAUCUAUUAGUCUUAUUUUUAGAUAUAAGUACAGUACAGUAUCUCCAUUCUACUGGUAUAUUAUAUUUUAGAUUUAGUAAUACAGGACAUAGUAUUUCCAGUGCUUUGUAUUAAUUAGAACUACACAUUAACCUGUCUUGGUUAGUAAUACAAUGUGUUCACUUCACUGUAUAAUAGUUGUUUUGUUUUUUAAUUUUGUUACUUUAAAUGUGUUCACCAGACUACAGUUGUUUUCACUUAUACUCUCCCUCCUGUGUAUGCUUCAUGAGAUAAGCCUUAUAUAUUUUUGUUACCUUUCUACCUUGUCUGACAGAGAGAUCCAUAUGUUCAGCAUCAUUGUUGGCAUUGGCUUUUGCAUUAUCACUUCAUAAACAAAAGGUUAACAUAUUCAUCUGACUAUUGCAUUACAUUUUGUGGCAGAAGAUUCCUCUAGUACAAAACAAUUGUAAAAACAAUAGUGUUUGCAGUUUGUUUAACAUUGCACAGCAGAUUUUACUAUUCAGUUUGUCAUUACUGUACUUACAAUCUAUGUUUUGUAAAAAAAGCAGCAGCAGUUAUGCUUUGAAUAUUUUUUCAAGAAUUCUGUUUGUAAUGUAUUCUCAUCAAACAAAGUUGUGGCUUUCUGGUUGUGUUUUAACCCUUUGACAACUUUGAACCACUUAGGGAUUUUGUUCUGGCUGAAGUCAGAUGAUUGUAUUUAUGUGAGGGACUACCCUUAGCAAUCAGGAAGGAAGUUUUAUCUUGCAGGUAUGGGAGAUAACACCCUCUGUCACGUUCCAGAAUUUCCUGUAAUGGUAACAGUACAGUAUUUUUUUGGUGUUAUGUAUAUUUUAAUUAUAACAAUUAUAAUGUCAUUGUAAUAAAGCUACUCCAGUUUAA